Eruca vesicaria subsp. sativa (arugula) is the source of this 813-nucleotide messenger RNA. Lineage: Eukaryota; Viridiplantae; Streptophyta; Magnoliopsida; Brassicales; Brassicaceae. The record is from the annotation of a GenBank genome assembly.
AUGGACAAGGCAGACAGCUCAAAACAAGUUUCAAAAUGGGAAACUCUGGACAGGGACAUACUUUCCGUUAUCUUCCGCAAGCUAAACGUAGAGGACCUUACCAUGGGAGCGUCACGCGUCUGCAUCUCCUGGUUCCUUGCCUCCCACAAUAAAAGUCUAUGGAAGACUAUCGACCUUGAGAAGUUCCAAGAAGUAGAUAAAAGACUUAAAACACUGCUAUCUAGGAUUGUUUUUACAGAAAACUUCAAGCAGUCUUUCAUUAAUGAAACAAGCAGAAGUCUCAGGAAUAUCACCAAGUUUAGCCGGAGUGUCCCGGAGAAUUUGUUCUUUGGCUGCUGUUCCUCUUUAGAUGACGAAUGUCUCAUGCUCGCUGCUGCAAGCAUGCCAAACAUAGAGAAACUUGCUUUACCGCGCUGGUGCUACCUAUCCAAGGUGGGAGAGCGCUGUAGUAACCUCACAAACUUUAAAUAUGUGGGUUGUUUGGGAAAAGAGACUGCUGAGAAAAUCGUGAGUUACCUCAAGAACAUCGAGAGGUUGAGUUUGCAAUACGCUUAUAUCAGCAGACCAGGAGUUUUAAGGCUAAUUACAGGCCUCCAAGACCUCGUGAUCCUUAAUAUUUCACAUUGUAGAGAGUUCGAUGACGAGACGGUAACUAUGGAAAAUAUUGUACAAGCCGCCAAUCAGAAGCAUGUCCAAUUUAUACGUUGUUCAAACAAUUGUACCGGUUGCAAAGAUAAGAGAUGGUUUGAAGGGUUCCGCUCGUAUGGUUCUGAGAGUUGGAGAAAUGAUGAGAUAAAGGAACUUGAGCUCUGA